AUGUUCAACCAGCUCCAGCAGCAGCAGCUCCAACAGCACCUGCAGCAGCAGCAGCAGUUGCUGCAGCUCCAGCAGCUGCUGCAGCAGUCCCCACCGCAGGCCUCGCUGCCCAUGGCCAUCAGCAGGGGGCUCCCCCAGCAGCAGCCACAGCAGCAGCUUCUGAAUCUCCAGGGCACCAACUCGGCCUCCCUCCUGAACGGCUCUGUGCUUCAGAGAGCGUUGCUUUUGCAGCAGUUGCAAGGACUGGACCAGUUUGCAAUGUCACCAGCUACGUAUGACAGUACCGGUCUCUCCAUGCCCACAGCAACAUUGGGUAACCUUCGCAGCUACAACCUGGCAACCCCGAACCUGACAGCCCCCAACCUCACACCCCCACAGCUGGCCACCCCGGCUCUACAGCAGUUCUUUCCCCAGGCCACUCAGCAGUCUCUGCUGGGCCCCCCUCCUGUCAGGGUCCCCAUAAACCCCUCCAAGGUCAUGCUUUCAGGGCGGGCCCCCCAGAAGCAGGCCCGGACGCCCCCCUCUACCACCCCUGACCACAAGGAUUCUUCUUCUCAGACGAUGCCUAUGGAAGACAAGGCAGACCCCCCAGAGGGGUCUGAGGAAGCUGCAGAGCCCCGAACGGACACACCAGGCCAAGAUUCUGCUCCCUGCCCAGAUGACGUCACUAAGGAGAAACGCACUUCAGCACCUGAGCCAGAGUUGCAGGAGGCAUCGGAGCCUCCAGCAAAAAGGUCAAAGAGCUCAGAGGAGCCCACAGAGAAGGGACCCUCAGGGCAGCUGCAGGCGAAGGUCCAGCCACAGGCCCGGCUGACAGCUCCGAAGCAGACGCAGACACCGGAGCUGCUGCCCGAGCCCCCGGAGGCCCGAGUACCGCCACGGUUCCCACCGCGGGCUCUGCAGAUGCAGGCCCAGGUGCAGCCACAGACUCAGCUGCAGGCGCCGCCACCGGUGGAUGCCCAGGUGCAGCCAAAGCUGCAGAAGCAGGCACAGACACAGACCUCUCCAGAGCACUUAGUACCACAGCUGUUGCAGCCACAGGCGCAGCUGGUGCAGCCACAGGCGCAGCCACAGCCCCCAAGGCAGGCGCAGCCACAGCCCCCAAGGCAGGCGCAGCCACAGCUGCAGAAGCAGGCACAGACGCAGACGUAUCCGCAGGUCCAGCCAGGAACACAGGCAAAGGCCCAGCCAUCGGAGGAGCCACCGGAGCAACCUCCAGGGCAGUCGCCAGUGCAGCCAUCGGACCAGACCCAGGGGCAAGCUCAGACGCAGCCACAGGUGCCAGCAUCGGAGCAAGCACCUGUUCUGGUUCCUUCUCCUGCGCUGGAGACACCGCCCAAUACUGUAGAAGCUGGAGCAGGCCUGGAGGAGGCCUCACCGGAGCCAGUGGGCGCCCAGGUCAGCAUGGAGGAGAGCCAGGAAGAGCUGACUAGUGGCCUGGAUGUGGGAGAAUGUGAAAAAAGAGCAAGAGAGAUGCUCAGGGCAUGUGGGGCCGGGGGCUCCCUGAAGGUCACGAUCCUGCAGAGCAGUGACAGCCGGGCUUUUAGCACUGUAUCCGUCGCCCCUGGACCCCGUUCCAGCGACUCUACCUCCGCCACCCCGGCUGCCACCGGCACGUCCUCUAAGCAGGCCCUGCAGUUCUUCUGCUACAUAUGCAGGGCCAGCUGCUGCAGCCAGCAGGAGUUCCAGGACCACAUGGCGGGGGCCCAGCACCAGCAACGGCUCGGGGAGAUCCAGCACACAAGCCAGGCCUGCCUCCUAUCCCUGCUGCCUGUGCCCCGGGACGUCCUGGACAGAGAGAACGAAGACCCUCCUCUGAAGCGCUGGUGCAACACCUGCCAGGUCUACUACAUGGGGGACCUGAUCCAGCAUCGCAGGACGCAGGACCACAAGAUUGCCAAGCAGUCCCUGAGACCUUUCUGCACUGUUUGCAACCGCUACUUCAAAACCCCCCGCAAGUUUGUGGAGCACGUCAAGUCCCAGGGGCACAAGGACAAAGCCAAGGAGCUGAAGAUGUUCGAGAAGGAGGCAGCUGGCCAAGAUGAGGAUCACUUCAUCACAGUGGAUGCUGUGGGCUGCUUUGAGGACGACGAAGAUGAGGAGGAUGACGAUAAUGAAGAAGAAGAAGAAGAAGAAGAAGAAGAGAUCGAGGCUGAGGAGGAAUUCUGCAAGCAGGUGAGGUCCAAAGGUAUAUCCAUAGAGGAGUGGAAAGACUCAGAGACCUACAGCCCCAACACUGCCUAUGGCGUGGACUUCAUGGUGCCCGUGAUGGGCUACGUCUGCCGCAUCUGCCAUAAGUUCUACCACAGCAGCUCGGGGGCAAAGAUCUCCCACUGCAAGUCUCUGACCCACUUCGAGAACCUCCAGAAAUACAAGAAGGCCAAGAAGAACCCCAGCCCUCCCGCCAGGCCGGUGAGCCGCCGGUGCGCCAUCACCGCCCGCAACGCCUUGACGGCUCUCUUCACCUCCAGCGGCCGCUCACAUUCCCAGCCCAGCCUCCAGGACACCGCCAAAAGCCCCAGCAAGGUGACGGCCCAGCCUCCCCAGCCCCCGCCGUUUCGGCGCUCAGCCCGCCUCAAAACUUGAUAGGAGAAGCUCCCCACACCCACCCGGUCUGGGCCCAGAUCUAUGCUUUUUAGGAGUCUGCAUGGCAACUUUGACAUGGUAUUUUUACUCAGAAUCCAAUAA
Pteronotus mesoamericanus is the source of this 2688-nucleotide messenger RNA. It is a transcript of the gene CIZ1, whose product is annotated as CDKN1A interacting zinc finger protein 1. The record is from RefSeq and is a predicted model, not a curated record. The transcript has 16 exons. The coding region runs from base 1 to 2586 and encodes 861 amino acids. Gene Ontology annotation, cellular component: nucleus. Gene Ontology annotation, molecular function: nucleic acid binding; zinc ion binding. Lineage: Eukaryota; Metazoa; Chordata; Mammalia; Chiroptera; Mormoopidae.